Messenger RNA from Purpureocillium lilacinum, 1566 nucleotides. RefSeq names its product signal recognition particle. Gene Ontology annotation, biological process: SRP-dependent cotranslational protein targeting to membrane; SRP-dependent cotranslational protein targeting to membrane, translocation. Gene Ontology annotation, molecular function: GTPase activity; ATP hydrolysis activity; 7S RNA binding. The record is from RefSeq and is a predicted model, not a curated record. Gene Ontology annotation, cellular component: signal recognition particle, endoplasmic reticulum targeting; cytosol. Lineage: Eukaryota; Fungi; Ascomycota; Sordariomycetes; Hypocreales; Ophiocordycipitaceae.
AUGGUUCUUCAAGAUCUCGGCCGUCGCAUCAAUGCGGCGGUCACCAACCUCACCCGCGAGCAGAACCUCGACGAAAAGGCAUUCGACUCUAUGCUCAAAGAGAUUUGCUCCGCCCUUCUCGAAGCCGACGUCAACGUGCGCCUCGUCGGCCAGCUGCGCAAGUCCAUCAAGAGCACCGUCAACUUCAAGGACCUCCCCCCCGCCGUCAACAAGAAACGCCUCAUUCAAAAAGCCGUCUUCGAUGAGCUCGUCAAGCUCGUCGACCCUCACGCCGAGCCCUUCAAGCCGAAAAAGGGCAAGCCCAAUGUCAUAAUGUUUGUCGGUCUGCAGGGUGCUGGCAAGACGACGACGUGUACCAAGCUGGCCCGCCACUACCAGACCCGCGGCUUUCGCUCAUGCCUUGUCUGCGCCGAUACGUUCCGAGCCGGUGCCUUUGAUCAGCUGAAGCAAAAUGCGACCAAGGCCAAGAUCCCCUACUACGGCUCGCUCACGGAGACGGACCCCGCCGUCGUCGCCCGCGCCGGUGUCGAGCAGUUCAAGAAGGAAAAGUUCGACGUCAUCAUCGUGGAUACGUCAGGUCGCCAUCGGCAAGAGUCGGCGCUGUUCCAGGAAAUGGUGGACAUUCAGACGGCGAUCCGGCCCGACGAGACAAUCAUGGUACUGGACGCAUCCAUCGGCCAGCAGGCCGAGUCGCAGGCCAAGGCCUUCAAGGAGGCGGCCGACUUUGGAGCCAUCAUCAUCACCAAGACGGACGGCCACGCGCACGGCGGUGGUGCCAUUUCGGCAGUCGCGGCGACGCACACGCCCAUCGUGUUCAUCGGCACAGGCGAGCACAUGCUGGACCUGGAGCGGUUCGCCCCGCAGCAGUUUGUGCAGAAGCUCCUGGGAAUGGGCGACAUGGCUGGGCUCGUGGAGCACGUGCAGAGCCUCAACCUGAACCAAAAAGACACCAUGAAGCACAUCCAGGAAGGGAUAUUUACGGUCCGGGAUCUGCGGGACCAGCUGUCCAACAUCAUGAAGAUGGGUCCGCUGUCCAAGAUGGCGGGCAUGAUCCCGGGCAUGAGCAACAUGAUGCAGGGCAUGGAUGACGAGGAGGGCAGCGCCAAGCUGAAGCGCAUGAUCUACAUUUGCGACUCUAUGACGGACAAGGAGCUGGACUCGGACGGCAAGAUCCUGAUCGAGCAGCCGAGCCGGAUGACAAGGAUAGCAAGGGGAUCAGGCACGUCGGUGCGCGAGGUCGAGGAUCUGCUGACGCAGCAGCGGAUGAUGGCCGGCAUGGCCAAGAAGAUGGGCGGCAACAUGAAGAACAUGCAGCGGGCGCAGCAGGCCAUGGGCGGCGGCAACAAGGCGCAGCAGAUGGCGGCGAUGCAGAAGCGGCUGCAGAGCAUGGGUGGUGCGGGCGGUGCCGGAGGCAUGGGCGGCAUGGGCGACAUCAUGAAGAUGCUGGGUGGAGGCGGCGGCGGGAUGCCGGACAUGGGCAACCUGCAGGCCAUGAUGAAGCAGAUGGGCAUGGGCGGCGGCAUGCCUGGGAUGCCAGGCGGCGGUGGUGGCCGCGGGCGCAGGUAA